This is a messenger RNA of Mercurialis annua (annual mercury), 1413 nucleotides long. RefSeq lists its product as uncharacterized. Gene Ontology annotation, molecular function: nucleic acid binding. NCBI's taxonomy places the organism in Eukaryota, Viridiplantae, Streptophyta, Magnoliopsida, Malpighiales, Euphorbiaceae. The record is from RefSeq and is a predicted model, not a curated record. The transcript has 3 exons. Gene Ontology annotation, biological process: DNA integration. Bases 1 to 1413 code for a protein of 470 amino acids.
AUGAUGCCACCAAAACCAAAUCAGCCUUUGCAGUUGUAUAUAUCGGCGGCUCCCCAAUCUUUGGGUUGUAUGCUCGCUCAAGAGGAUCAAGGAGUGGAAAGAUCGGUCUACUACCUGAGUAGAGCCUUGACCGAUACAGAAACACGUUACUCAGACAUCGAGAAAUUGUGCUUAUGCUUAUAUUUCACCUGUUGCAAGUUGAGAUAUUAUAUGCUGCCAGUCGUAGUCUAUGUCCUUGCACAGAACGACGUGAUAAAGUACAUUCUAUCCCGACCAUAUCUCUGGAAUCGAAUAGGGAAAUGGGCAGUGGCGAUGUCUGAAUUCACUCUGUUUUAUGUGCCUCAGAAAGCUGUUAAAGGACAAGUUCUUGCCGAUUUCCUUGCAGAUCACCCGGGAAUCGCAAUAAAAGAAGGGAUCGGCCGUAUGGAAUUAAAUCCUUGGAGGUUAUGGUUUGAUGGUUCUAGGACAGACACAGGAGCUGGAGCAGAAACUGUCAUCGUCUCACCCUCGAGGGCACGAUUCACAAUGUCAUUUUGGGGAGAUUCGAUGUUGGUGAUCAAACAAGUAGCUGGAGAAUAUAAGUGCGAGUCAGAGCUUCUGAUCCGAUAUUGCAACAAGGCCAAGCAGCUCAUCGGUGGGUUUUCAGACACGUGGUUGGAAUACACGGAGAGAAAUUGGAGGAAGGAAAUAAUCAAAUGGUUUGAAUCACCUGAUAUGACCAGCAGAAGGUUACAAACCUUGGCCCUCAAUUAUGUAGUUAUGGCCGAUGAGUUAUACAAAAGAGGAAGUGACGGUUUACUUUUUAGAUGCAUCAGUCCAAGAGAAGCUAUGUUUGUUCUGGCCGAGGUACAUGAAGGAAUCGCAGGAGCACAUAAAGCUGGUCCACAGAUGAGGUGGUUAAUUCACAAGUAUGCGUUCUAUUGGCUCAAAAUGGAACAAGAUUGCAUCCGGUAUUCUAGAGGGUGUGAAGCAUGCCAAAAGUGUGGUCCUGUGCAGCAUGUUCCAACAGAGACAUUGCAUUCGAUCAUUAAACCCUGGCCAUUUUGUGGAUGGGCUGUGGAUUUAAUCGGCAAAAUAUACCCAUCGUCAUCCAAAGGGCACGCAUUUGUGAUUAUCGCCACUGAUUACUACUCUAAGUGGGUUGAGGCUGCACCGCUGAAGUCACCAAGUCAGGAAUCGGUCAUCAAGUUCUUUAAAGAUUGUAUCAUUUUGAUGCACGGUUUGCUAGAUACCUUUACUACAGAUCACGGAACUACGUUUACUGGGAGCGAUAUUACAAGUUUUGCCAAAGACAUAGGUUUCAAGUUGGUGCAUUCCACUCUGUAUUAUGCACAAGCAUACAGUCAGGCCGAAGCAACAAAUAAGGCGAUAAAGGGAAUUAUCCAAAAGAUGAUAGAGGACAAUCCAAAAUAG